Messenger RNA from Drosophila innubila, 598 nucleotides. It is a transcript of the gene Ilp2, whose product is annotated as probable insulin-like peptide 2. The record is from RefSeq and is a predicted model, not a curated record. NCBI's taxonomy places the organism in Eukaryota, Metazoa, Arthropoda, Insecta, Diptera, Drosophilidae. Gene Ontology annotation, molecular function: hormone activity. The transcript is spliced from 2 exons. Gene Ontology annotation, cellular component: extracellular region. Bases 48 to 458 code for a protein of 136 amino acids.
CAUCAGUUCAGUUCAAUCGCACUGCCUAAUCCCAGUACAAGCACACAAUGUUCAAGACAAUUUCCUUCUCGUUGGCAUUCCUCGUGGUCCUGUGCGUCCUGGCAACCAUUGGCUCGGCGAACGAGUCCCGUCAACGUUUGUGCAGCGCCCGAUUGAACGACAUGCUGGCCAGACUGUGCACAAAUGGAUACAAUGGAAAAAUGGAUAAAAAGCGCAGCAACACUUUGAUGGACCUGGACCCUCUCGAUCCCAUUCAGUAUAUUGAACAGAAGGAAUCUGAGGAUAGCUCCGAUCUCGACCUUCCAUUGACAAAUGCCCGCUUCAGGAACAUGUUUCAACAGGAGCGUGCCCUCAGCUCCCUGACUGCCACACGACGACGCACUCGAGAACGGAUCGUAGAUGAAUGCUGCAACAGAUCAUGCCGCAUUUCUGAGCUACAGGCUUACUGCGCCGCCUAGAUCCCGAUACUAGCACCUUUUUAGCACCGCGAUCAGAGUACACUUUGGAACAGAUACAACCUUGAAUAGAACCUUUUAUACCCCUCUAUAAUGUAUUUAUAUUAGAAACGCUUUAAAUAAAAGUCAACUGCAUAAACAAA